AUGGCUGCACCUAGAAAAUAUGGACUGCAGCAGUUCAAGGAAGUAGCUCAGCUCAUUACCACCAGCAAGUUAAGGGCAAUUAAGGAUGGGCAAGAAAACCAGGAGUCCACUGGAAAUAGAGACCCAGAAGCAGAUAUGCAAUGUAUCACAACCACCCUCAGACAACUGGAUCUGUCAGGAUGGUACUGGGGUUCUCUCACAGCCAGCGAGGCCAAGCAACAACUCAACAAGAUGCCUGAAGGAACCUUCCUCAUCCGAGACAGCUCACACCCCAGCUAUCUGCUGACGCUUUCGGUGAAGACCAAUCGCGGUCCGACAAACGUCCGGAUAGAGUACAGCAAUGGCAAGUUCUGCCUGGAUUCGUACUACUUGGCCAAGCCCAGGAUCCUGGCCUUCAAUGAGGUUCUCAGCCUCAUCCAGCAUUAUGUCACCUCUUGCAUCGUGGACCGGUAUGACAAAUCAGCUGAUUCAGUGCCCCUGCCCCCUAAGGAUACCGCCAUCCACCUAAAACUCAUCAAACCCCUUCACCGAAAGGAUUCAUUCCCCUCUCUUCAGCACUUAUGUCGAUUGGCUAUUAACAGAAUAACACACCAAGUGGAUAAGCUGCCGUUGCCAAAAAGCGUCCAGGAAUAUUUGGAAGAAUACCCUUUCCUCCUCUGAGAUAGUGUUGGUUUUCUUUUUGGUGGAGUGAUGAGUGAGGAGGGGUUUUGGUAGAGAAAGCACAGACCGUUUUGUAGGCUCCUGUUUCCUGGCUGAGAGAUGACCACUCAAUGGGUUUUCUGAGAACAUUAAUGGGUUUUUGUUUGAAACUGCACGUUGCGUGCUGGACAAUUGAACAGACUUCCUUGGUUUCAUUGUACUGGAGCAGGUCCUGUGGACUUAUUCGAAAAACUAAAAUGUGAAUUAAGAAAGAGGCUAAGGAAGCAGACUGGAAAGACAUAAUAUGGAUAUGCAAAGAAAAAAGAACUCUACAGCUUUUGUAUUAUUGAAUGCACUUUGAUUAUUUUUAAAGUUACCUGUUUUUAAAAAAAAGUCAAAAACAUUUUCUAAUAAAGUAUUAUAAAACACA
Molecule: messenger RNA, 1069 nt
Organism: Rhincodon typus (whale shark)
Lineage: Eukaryota; Metazoa; Chordata; Chondrichthyes; Orectolobiformes; Rhincodontidae
Product: cytokine-inducible SH2-containing protein
Exons: 3
Coding region: 1-660 (219 amino acids)
Biological process (GO): phosphatidylinositol phosphate biosynthetic process; intracellular signal transduction
Cellular component (GO): phosphatidylinositol 3-kinase complex
Molecular function (GO): 1-phosphatidylinositol-3-kinase regulator activity
Source: RefSeq, a predicted model, not a curated record